AUGGCUGAAGUCCCUGCUGUCGGCUGGCCCUGCUCCUCCUGCACCUUCGUCAACACCGACCUCAGACGGCGCACCUGCGCGGCCUGCCGCACGCGACGCGCGGCGCCGCCGCCGACGAAACCGCGCACGAAGCGCAAGGCCGAGGCGCCGGCGAACACCUGCGGCGGCUACGCGGCGCGGCUCAGCGACUACAAGCACAAGGGCGUGACGGGGCUCCCCGAGACCGAGGACGCGCCGGCCGUGCUCGAGGCCAAGCUCGCGCAACUCAUUGACAUGGUGCGCGCCGCCGAGCGCGUCGUCGUCCUGACGGGCGCCGGCGUGUCGACGAGCGCGGGGCUGCCCGACUUCCGCGGGCCGAAGGGCAUCUGGACGCUCGAGGACGAGGCCAAGAAGAAGAAACGGAAAAAGGCGCGGCCGCCGGACCUGGCGUCGAUCUCGGGCGCCUCCUUCGAGACCGUGCGGCCGACGUUCACGCACGACGCGCUCGUCGCGCUCGAGCGGGCCGGGUCCCUGGACUUCCUCGCGACGCAGAACGUCGACGGGCUGCACCGCCGGUCGGGCUUCCCGCGGAACAAGCUGGGCGUGCUGCACGGCUGCGUCUUCACGGAGAAGUGCGAGACGUGCGGCACGGAGGCGUUCCACGACGUCGAUUUGGGCGGCGUGUCGUUCCAGCCGACGGGGAACGCGUGCGGCACGUGCGGCGGCGUCAUGCGGGACACGGUGCUCGACUGGGACGACGGCCUGCCGCCCGCGGAGUGGGGCCCCGCGGAGCGCGCGUUCGGCGCCGCGGACGUCUGCCUGGCCCUGGGCACGUCGCUGCGCAUCAUCCCGGCGGCGGACAUGCCGGCGCUGGCCGACAGGUUCGUGAUCGUCAACCUGCAGGAUACGCCGCACGACGGGGCCGCCGCGCUCGUCGUCCGCGCGCGCGUCGACGCGGUCAUGGAGCGCCUCUGCGCGGCGCUCGGCGUGGAGGUGCCCCGCGGGGGCGCCCCGGCUCCCGCCGCCGCGCCGCCGCCGGCCGGGUAA
Pelagomonas calceolata is the source of this 1026-nucleotide messenger RNA. The record is from the annotation of a GenBank genome assembly. Lineage: Eukaryota; Pelagophyceae; Pelagomonadales; Pelagomonadaceae.